Molecule: messenger RNA, 1452 nt
Organism: Cuculus canorus (common cuckoo)
Lineage: Eukaryota; Metazoa; Chordata; Aves; Cuculiformes; Cuculidae
Gene: SELENOW
Product: selenoprotein W
Exons: 5
Biological process (GO): response to selenium ion
Cellular component (GO): cytosol
Source: RefSeq, a predicted model, not a curated record
GACACUGGUUGUACUGGGGGGCGGUGCCGGUCCCCACCGCGCAGGCGCAGCCAUGGCCGAGCCGCUCCGUGUGUCUGUGCUCUAUUGCGGGGCCUGAGGUUACAGCCCCAAGUUCCAACAGCUCAAGCGGGAGCUGGAGAGGCGCUUCCCGGGGCUCCUGGAGGUGACCGGUGAGGGCACGCGGGAGGUGACGGGAUGGUUUGAAGUGACUGUGGGCGGGCGCCUCGUCCACUCCAAAAAGAAUGGCGAUGGCUUCGUCGACAGCGACGCCAAACUCCAAAAGAUCGUGGCUGCCAUUAAAUCCCGCCUGGCGUAGCCACCGCCCUCCGCUCCGGCAUCCUUAGGGAAGCUGCGGCACCACUUUCCCCCUCCGGCAUCUCCGCCGCCAUCCGCGUCCCUGGUGCCGGCCAAGUGCUCCAUGACGGGAUUGGCUGAAACGCCUGUCGGCACGAGGCCAUUCCCAGAUGCUUCCGCGCGGCGUCGCCGGCACGAGGGCGGCUGAUGGCGUCGAGCAUCAUCUCCCGCCCGGAUCCUUUCCCUCCGCACCAAACGCCUUCGCCGAUUUCUGGAUGCGCCGAGUCUUGUUUGGGGCAUUUUCAUCCCAGCUGAGAGCGUUCGCUGAGCCUGUGGGGUGAAAAGAGGGAAAAAUGGGUGAAAAGAGGGAAAAACGGGUGAAAAGAGGGAAAAACGGGUGAAAAGUAGGGGAAAAACAUUAAAAAUACGGAGGGGAAAGCUUAAAAAAUAGGAGAAAAGCUUAAAGAGAGGGGGGAAGUGUAAAAAAAAUAGGGGAAAGGGUCAAAAAGUAGGGGAAAAGGGUUGAAAAUAGGGAAAAACGGUUGAAAAAUAGAGGGAAAGAGCUAAAAAAUUGGGGGCGAAGCUUAAAAAAUAGGGGCAAAGGUCAGUAAAUAGGGGAGAAAUGGUCAAAAAGGGAAAUGGUUGGAAAUAGGGAAAGCUUGUUGAAAGGGGAAGAAAGUUAAAGUGUUGGGGGGAAGCUCAAAAAGUAGGGAAAAAGCUUAAAAAAAUAGGGGAAAAGCUUUAAAAAUAGGGGGAAAGUGUAAAAAUAGGGAAAAAGCUAAAAUAAUAGGGGAAAUGGUCAAAAAGUAAAGGCAAGCAGUUGAAAAAUAGGGGAAAGUGGUUGGAAAAUAGGGGGAUAAGCUUAAAAAGUAGGGGGAAAAAUAGGGGAGAAGGUCAAAAACUGGGGGGAAAAGUCAAAAAAAUAAAGGAAAAGGUCAAAAAGUAAAGGAAAGAGGUGGAAAAGUUGGGGGAAAGGGUUGCGAAAUAGGGGGAAAUGUUGGGAAAGAAGGGAAAAAAGUCUUAAAUCUGGAAUAAUUCUACAGGGAUUGAAUUGUUUUGCCCUCUCUUCCCUCCAAGUCGCAGCGCUCCGUUGCCUUCUGGAAUUUUCGUGGCUCAGUGGUCUUUCUUGGAAUAAAGUUAUGGGAAAUUUGAGCCGUU